This is a messenger RNA of Atta colombica, 2122 nucleotides long. Its product is annotated as chondroitin proteoglycan-2-like. The coding region runs from base 271 to 1041 and encodes 256 amino acids. Gene Ontology annotation, cellular component: extracellular region. The transcript has 3 exons. NCBI's taxonomy places the organism in Eukaryota, Metazoa, Arthropoda, Insecta, Hymenoptera, Formicidae. The record is from RefSeq and is a predicted model, not a curated record. Gene Ontology annotation, molecular function: chitin binding.
AUAGACGAAACCAGGUGUGUUCCUCUAGGUAGAGCCUUCCUAUGCGGCCCCAGAGAUCGGUCGGGGAUGGAGAGUGGGGCGCUCAUAUAAGACACCAAGCAAACGCCUCUCCCAGUGACCAGUCUCGACACGAAAACUCAUCAGCCGAGCUUCCUCGGUUCUCACACGACAACGCAGAGAAAGAGAGAGUAUAUACCCCAAGCAUAAACCGGAAUAUUUUGCUGAUUAGGGGUUGACAUUUCGCGUUAUCGUACACGUCAUUUUCUCAGGAUGUCGCAGCAGAUACUUCCGCUCGUCCUGGUGCUCUUGGCUGCGCAGGGCUCGCUGGGCCAAAAGCAACAACAGGAGGACCCGUGCCAGACAAAAUCGCGAGUGGUAGGCGAUGCUGAGUACUGCGAUCGCUAUUGGGAAUGCGUGAACGGUCGCCCAGAGCUGUUCGACUGUCCGAAUGGUCUCGUGUUCGCCGGCAAGCAUCGCGGUGUCACCGAGGGCUGCGAUUAUCCAUGGCGUGCGAACUAUUGUGACAGCAAACGCCAGGCAAAUCCGCCAAUCCCGACCGAGCACUGCGACUGGUUAUAUGGAAUCUUUGGUCACGAAACUUCCUGCACCAGGUACUGGACUUGCUGGAACGGCACCGCCACCGAGCAGCUCUGUAUAGGUGGUCUGCUCUAUAAUGAACGGGCUAGAUCCUGCGACUGGCCCGAGAACGUCGAGGGAUGCCAGAAGCAUCCACUUUGCAACGAUGACGCGAACGGCAACGUGCCUCUGGGCAAGUCGUGCAACCGUUACUGGCAGUGCCAGGGUGGUUACCCGCGGUUGCAGCGCUGCCCGGCCAUGCUGGUGUUCGACAGGCGGUCGUUGAGGUGCGUGGUACCACCGACGGAGGACUGCGAUGUUCCCACGACACCGCCGCCCACCGAGGGCGAGUUGCCCGAUGGACGCAACGAGCAGGAACCUGAGGAGGAGAAUCUGCCGCCUGGCGUGCCACCUCUGCCAUCGGGUGCCCUGCCGAUUCCUUUACGGGCGCGUCCCAGAAACUAAAGUCGUAGCAAGCGUCCUGUUCGAUCUGGAAGGACGAAGGAAGCACCAGGAGACCCUUUUCGACGAGUGAGAUCCCAGAGAUCGUCGAUCAAUGCGGAGAGCUUGAGAAGUUCUCUUGUCAAGUCUCAGAUUCUCGCGUGAUUUUGCAGUUCCGCAAUUUUAUAAUUUUAGAAUUUUCAUAGGAUUACAUUUUUGAGAUUUUUUUAAUUCUUAGAUCUUUUUUAAUGUCUCGAAAUUAUCCUGCAUGUCAGAGAAAUUGAAGUCCCGCGAUUCCUCAAAGAAAAGUUCCGUUCUUUCUCGUAGAUAAAAUCUUUAUUUUAUCUUCAUCACAAGAAUUUGAUUUUCAGAUACGCUAUUUUAUAUGUAAAAUUCAAAUUUGAGUAAAAGUGAGAGUGGCAACUGCCUAUAAUUACACGGUCCGGUUCAUCCCAAUUAAUGAGCAACAAUUUAUUUUAAUUAAUUCAGGUAAUAAGAAAUGAAAAGUUUAUCAAUUAAAUGAAUUAAUUUAUGAUCUAAGAUAAUGAAAAAUUGAAUAAAACUUUCUAAUCUUAAGAAAGAUAAAAAUUCUAAAUGACACUUGAAUAUUUUUAUAAAUUUAGAAAGACUGGAAUAAAAUUAACUAAGCAUGUUAUAAAGAUUAAUUUAAAAAAUUUCAGACAAUCUCUUAAAAAUAUCAAAGAAAACAGAAAUUGCAAAAGAAAAGUAAUAUCGAAAUAAAUUAAUUUGAUAAAAUAUAUAUAAAUGUAGGAUUGUUUUUAAUGAAACAGAAGUUUAAAAUAAAAAUGAGGAACUAUUUUCAAGGACCGAGACAUCCAUCGAUCCGUCCAUAUCUUUGACCGAUCGAGCUCUUCUUCCUUUUCAAUGGAGGUUCGUAUUAUUAACUGAUAAAAUGUUGAACAUCUCGUUUUUUUCGGUUUUUUCUUGGACCGUUCACCAUUCGCAUCAGUCGAGAUGUAAAUAUUGUAUUUUCCCCGUUCCUGUCACCCCUUUUUCCUUCCCCAUCCCGUGCUCUCGUAACAAUAAGGCUCGUACCACGUAUAUGUAGAUCAAUUGAAAUAAACUGUACGUUGUAUAUUUUUUA